AGAGUGAUUCUAACAUGCAAUCUUAUGCGUAUAAGAUGUUUACAUAAGCUUCUCAGCAGAGAUCAUCUCACAAUAAUGUCUAGUUGAAAAGCUUCAAAAAUACAUGUUUCGCUUGUUUCACUUGGUCUGAUAUCAAUUUGUUAUGUUGACUUAGACCUUCUUCCUUGCUCGCAAGUGAUUUGUUUCACAUAACAUUCACUUAUCUCUUCACUUAUUUCUUCACUGUUUCCUUCACUCUCACCCUCUUCUUCCUAAAAGUGCCUCUGCUGUUUGAUUUUUUUUUAUCAAAACAUCCCAUCACACAGUAACAAACACCUCAGGAAUCACUCGUGGACAGCAUGGAUUCAAAACAACACCCCCUUUCUGUCAUCUUGUCUCAUGACUUCCAACCCUCGACAAUGCCCUUGUACCUGAGCCUACCCCAAUCAAUGAGAAUACUUCCUCCUCACCACCCCCCACCACCUUCAGUCUAAUAACCCUCCCGCAGAGAUGCCGUCCCCCCAGGGGUCGUCUCUCAAUUUCGGAAAGAAAGUCCCCAAAAUCAAGUGGAACAGGGAAGAGAGAGUGAUCCUGUGUGUUCUCUAUAAGCACUUCCAGAAAGAUCUCACCGCUUUCCAAGAAAUCUUCAGCUGUAUCUUCAAAGGCGAGUUGAUGGAAUGCGGGAUUCAGAGUGCGAGAAAGACUUCUAUCAAUACCCAGUGGGAGCACAUGAAGCGCAGUGGAGACCAUGUGUUUGGGGAGGUUCAUCUGUCUGCGUUUGAUGCGAAUGGUCAAUGGCGUGGUCACCUGAGGAAGAUCAAGCAGACAGCGGCGAGUUUGGGCAUUGAUCUCCGCGAGAAAACCACGGAUGAUAUUAAUCUGUCACAUUUCCGGUACCGACGGGUGAGAGCUUUGGGGAUGACUGAGGGAGAGGGAGAGGCCACAGCCCCUGGGCUCGAUGAGCUUGAACGGUCUCCGGAAACAAGUCCAGCCAGAGCAACAAGCCCCGAUGUACAGAUGCAGACCCCCCCUGUGUCUCCGCCAUCACUGAAAGAAAACACGAGCCUUGUCAAUAGUUGCGGGAAACUGUGUUACUGGUGCAUGUUGGAGAAUCCGACUCUCGAAAACCAGGAAACUCAGGACGCAGCAAGAGCGGAGGGGCUACCGCCAGUUCUGUACCGGUGGUCCAACGUCGACUCUCAAGGCGUGAACUCCAAGAAGCUAUUCCUCGCGGGCCUAUUCGCAGAUGGUGUGGACUAUUUCUCCCCCGAGCAGCUCGAACAGGGCGAGUUUGAUAACUUUGUCAAAACACAUGUUAGCAUUGAGAAGUCCCCGACGCCUUUCAUCUCAACUUUCACCUCAAUGCUUGCCCCGCUCCACCGGGCAUUGAGGAACCAAGAAGGUGCGAUGAUUUCAAUCAUCGACACCACGAAACUGCAAUCUCCUGUGUUCUCUGCGCGUGACCUCGUCAGGAGACUGAAGAUCAACAUCAGGGGAUAUCACGGAGGCGGGGAGUAUCUCAUUUGGGCCAAAGUCCCCAGCGCCGCCAUUGUCUGCUCGUACAAAGCAAGUACCUUACUGAAGAUCGCGAAUGAGGUUGCGGAUAUCGGGAGCAUCCUGCAACUUGAGACGAUCUCUUCGUUUAGACUUGCAAGACCGGCGUUGCACCACGCUCUUAGAAACGGGCCAGGAGGAAGGGAUCUUGAGUCCGGCAUGACCAUUGGAAAACUCUUAUCAAUGAUUGGGGUUUCUCGUGAACACUGCAAGUUUGUGAGCGAGGGCCUGACGUAUUCAUGGAGGUUUGCGAGAGACGGGUCCUUGGAGGAGUUUCAUGCCGGAGUUGAAGAGGGCUACAAUGCCCAUUCUUACAAUGCCGAUCCUGUUGUUCAGAGCUCUUUACCAAUGACGCCUGUUCCUGCCGCUACGGCCAACGAUGACGAGGAUUCAGUGGAGAACGAAGACGCCAGUGUCAAUGACGCCCCUUGCCUCCCCCGAUCCGCUACUCCGUACCCCUUGCCCGACACUGCCGCAGCAGCAGCAGCAGCUACUCAAGACGAAGUGUCGUCGGAGGAUGAGUCUCUCGGAGACGAGUUCAGCCGCAUCUUCGACACACCCUGUCCUGUACCCUCUAGAACGGACCAUACCACCACAGUCGAGUUGUUCGACGCCGACACCCAGCUCUGGGUCACAGGACAGCAGCACCCAGAAGAUCAUGCGCCGUCCCCAUCCGGAUCAAACACGAUAGACACCUCUGACGAGGACGACACGAGGCAACUCCCCAGUCCUGGAAACCCUUUCCGUCCCGGCUUACUCCAGCACUACAACCAAGAUCCUCCUGUGGUCGGGACCAUUAUUGAGGGUCAUACCGUUGGAGGGGGUCACGAUGAACAUUCAACUUCAGCGUAUGGCGAACAGUGGCGUGUAAGUGAGCCUGAACCGGCCCCGGCCCCGGAACCUGCAGACCAGGACCCGUUUGCUAUGCGGAGAGCACGCAUAAUGCAGAUCAUCAACUGAUAUGAGACUGUCGAUUGGGAGUUGAUCGGAUGAUCUAUUGUAUGAGCGAGGGUCUCUUGCGCCUGGGGCUAUUCUUUCGGUUGGCUGGAAUAGACGUGGUGUUCCGGAACCGCAGGUGGCAGAGGCACAGGGUGAUGGAUUGGCACGGGACAUGGUUGACAUCAGAGUUGCAUGGGCGGUGUCUACUGGAAGUAAAGCAUAGCUACCACAAAUGGAGAAGUCCAG
This is a messenger RNA of Aspergillus campestris IBT 28561, 2718 nucleotides long. RefSeq lists its product as uncharacterized. Bases 490 to 2493 code for a protein of 667 amino acids. The record is from RefSeq and is a predicted model, not a curated record. The transcript has 2 exons. NCBI's taxonomy places the organism in Eukaryota, Fungi, Ascomycota, Eurotiomycetes, Eurotiales, Aspergillaceae.